Messenger RNA from Vanrija pseudolonga, 2016 nucleotides. RefSeq names its product Zinc finger protein 1. Gene Ontology annotation, molecular function: zinc ion binding; DNA-binding transcription factor activity, RNA polymerase II-specific; transcription cis-regulatory region binding. The record is from RefSeq and is a predicted model, not a curated record. NCBI's taxonomy places the organism in Eukaryota, Fungi, Basidiomycota, Tremellomycetes, Trichosporonales, Trichosporonaceae. Gene Ontology annotation, biological process: positive regulation of transcription by RNA polymerase II. The transcript is spliced from 6 exons. The coding region runs from base 58 to 1968 and encodes 636 amino acids. Gene Ontology annotation, cellular component: nucleus.
AAUCAAGUCAACUCAACUUACUUCCUCUACAUCCAUCCUCCCACCAACCCCACCCCAAUGACAUCCCAUACCCCGUCGUCAGCGGGCGAGGCGAGCAGCAGCACGCCGGGCGCGAGCGUCGGCGCCGGCGCGUCGGGCAGCGAGCGCCCGUCGUCGACGUCUAAGCGCCCUAGCCGCCGAAUAAAGUAUACUCGAUCCAAGUCUGGCUGCUUGACGUGCCGCAAGCGGAGGAAGCAGUGCGAUAUGGCCAAGCCGAAGUGCCAGGCCUGUGUACGGCUGCAGCUGUCGUGCUCGUGGCCGCCAAACGACGAGCGGCCGACCCCGCCUCUGCCGCCGAGGCCAGCGCCGCCGCAGCACCACCACGGACACAACGAGCAGACGGUCGGCGACCUGAUGGACAUUCUCGGCUGGGACGGGUCCAACCCCGUCUCGCUGGGCCGGCCUAUCGCGCCCAUGCCGGCCAUCUCGCCGCUCGCCCCAAGCCCGCUCAACGCGGAGAUGCACGACCCCGCGGGCCUCUUCUUCUCCGGGCUCGACCAGUCGCUCGGCGACAUGUUCUCGCUUGACGGGGCGACGCUGCAGCUCUGGGCCGCCGACUGCCUGCGCCAGACGAACAGCGGCCCGGCAGACCUCUUCAGCGGCUGGGUCGACCAGUUUGUCGGCACAUAUCCCGUCGACGAGGGGCAGGGGCGCGGCGAUCGCGAACGCGUGACCCCGGCCAACCGUACCCCGAGCGAGCAUGCCGACGCCAAGCACUCGGCCCUGCUGCAUUACUUCCAGUCGACGCUGUCUCGCCUCGUGUCGUGCUCGGGCGACGGGCCAAAUGCGUUCUUGAGCUUCCAGGAGCUCGCGGACCGAGAUGGUGGCGGCAAGGGCAGCCCGGCGACGAGGGCGCUCUACCUGUCGAUUUUGAGCUGGGCAGGCAGGCAUAUGGCUAAUGCAGGCCACGCAAAGUACGAGGCUGUGAGCGAGCGGCUUGGGGCGCAGGCAGGGAGAAUUCUUCUUCCUCUCCUCGAGACGGACUUGCGCGAGGGGACAGGCGUCGAGAAGGCGGAUACAAUGACACUGCUCGCUGCUGCCAUCAUGGUGGUGCAGUUCAAGAUCUGCCGCGGAGACGUCUGGGGCAUGGACACGUUCGUCGACCACCUCACGCGGCUCUCGCACAUGCUCUACCGCGAGCAAGACAUCGACAAGAUCCCGCACGACUCGAUGCGGUACCAGUUCUUUGAGAACUUGUUCUACCACGACAUCCUUGGCUCCUUCCUCUACACGUCCCGCGGGCCAAUGCUGCCGUACCAGCUGCUCAGCAUCUGCUCGCAGAACCCGUUGCAGGCGCCCAACACCAUCACGGGCAUGAACCUGCCCAUCAUCACAAAAAUGUACCGCAUCGCCGAGCUCAUCCGGCGGCGGAGGUCGGCACCCGACGGGAUUCUGAGCGACGCGGCGUUGUCUGACGUCGUCGACGAGGCCGAGCAGCUCGAGAGCGAGCUGCAGGAUGAGAAGCGGCGACUCGACGCGCUCGUCAAGGCCAAGCCCGAAAUGCACAUGUCGCGCUACCUCCACGAGGCGUUCCGUACCGCCAGCUUGAUCCAGCUGCGAGCCUUUGCGCUUGGCGAGCCGCCGUGUUCGCUCCGCCUGCGGCUACUGGUGCGCCAGAGCCUUUCGCUGCUGGAAGAAAUGACCGACCCGAACAUUGUCGGCAUGUGCAAUGCCCACUGGACGCUGUUCAUGACUGCGCUGUGUGCCGUGCCGGGGCAGACGGGCCAGAGUCCCGCCGACGGCGGCGACGACGACCGCCAGCGCGCCGACAAGCUGUACGAGAUGAUGGGCCGGACAUUUGGCUUCCUCAACGUGCCGCGCUCGCGCAAGCUAGUGCACGAGGUGUGGAAGCGUAACCAGGACGGCAAGGUGUUUGUUGACUGGCUUGAUAUCGUCGCCGAGUGGGACUGGGAGAUUUAUCUGGUGUAGCCUGGUGUUGUCUGGUGUAGCCUGCCAUUGAUCGCUUGUACUCCUAUG